Messenger RNA from Brenthis ino (lesser marbled fritillary), 2262 nucleotides. The record is from the annotation of a GenBank genome assembly. Lineage: Eukaryota; Metazoa; Arthropoda; Insecta; Lepidoptera; Nymphalidae.
AUGGAGAAUAAAGUUAAGUUGUUACCCAACUUUGAUCUGCGAGCGAGUGGUGCCGCCGCAGAGUGGCAAGUAUGGCGGACAUGUUUCGAGGGUUAUCUAGUUUCAACUAGGCAAGAUGGGGCAAGUGAUAAAAUUCGCCUUGCUUUGUUGCGGAAUAUGCUGGGUAUGGAAUCUGCACGAGUUUUGUUAACCUUGCGGAUACCAACAGACAAGGCAGGUGUGUAUGAAGCGGUUAUAAACGCCAUAGAUAAAUAUGUAAGCCCCAGAGUAAACCAAGUGUUUGAAAGGUUCAAAUUCAAUGAUAGAAAGCAAAAAGAAGGUGAAAGUUUUGACCACUUCCUCACAGACCUAAAACAAUUGUUAUUAAAUUGUAACUUUAGUGACAAGUCAGAGCCAAUUGAGGAUCAAUUAUUGCGAGACAAAAUAGUACAAGGUGUCUAUGACAAGCGCGUUCAGGAACAACUACUGCGCUUGGAUGGCAUGACAUUGGAGAAAGCUGCAAAUUUCUGUAGAACAUCAGAGCAGAGUAAACUACAGGUCAAAGAAAUGAACCCAACAUGUGAGGUUGAUGCAAAUAAAUAUAAAAAGAAACCUAAGUCUACAGGUAAAUUUAAGUGUCGCCGAUGCCAGAAUCUCCAUGGUCCAAGGGAAUGUCUAGCUUUUGGGAAAGUGUGCAAGAAGUGUGGAUUAAAAAAUCAUUUUGCUAUCAGCUGUAGAGUAAAGAAAAAUGUUAAGUUAGUUAGGUGUCAAAGUGAGAGUAAUUCUGAAAGUGGUGAUGAUAAUUUGUAUUGUAAUAUGGUACUGUCCCAGUCUAAGUCCAAGUCGGAGUGGGUAGAAACUAUACUGAUUGAGAAUUUACCAAUUAAGUGCAAAUUAGACACUGGCGCGGACAUUAGCAUUAUGCCGUUAAGUAUUUUUCAACAGAUUAAUGAAAAGUUAAGUUUAAAACCUAUAAAAACAAAUAUACAGUUAGUAUCUUUUGAGGGCAGUAAGGUGUCACCUGUGGGCAUGGUAAAUUUAAUGUGUAAGUAUAAAAAUGAAAAGUGUUUUGAAAAUUUUGUUAUUGUUGAUUGUCAUUCUAUGCUCCUAGGUUUACCUGGAUGUAUUUCUCUAAAUUUAAUCAAGAGAGUACAUAGUGCUGAGAGAAGUCCGGUCUCAUUGAAAGAUAAGUUUGUAUCUGAGCACAAAAAUGUAUUUCAGGGUAUUGGUAAGUUACCUGGUACUUUUAGUAUAACCACUAAGCCUUUUGCUGAACAAAUUUGUCAUCCACCUUCAAGAAUACCUAAUUGUCUUUUAGAUGCGUUAAAGUGUGAACUGAAUAGACUUGAAAGUAGGAAGUCAAUUGUAAAGGUUGAUAACCUAAAUGAAAAUGCUUGUAUUAACCGUAUUGUGUUGGUAGAGAAGCUUAACAAAAAGAUUAGACUUUGCUUAGAUCCAUCUGAUCUAAAUAAAUAUAUUAUAAAAAAACCUAAGUCUUUGCCAAUAUUAGAAGAGCUUGCUUUGAAGUUGAAUGAUGUUGAUGUACAAACUGAUCAUAAACCCAUUGUAUCUAUUAUGAGUAAACAAAUAAGUAAGAUUGGAUCACCUAGACUGAAAAGAAAUAGUUUGAAUGUAACUGAGGUUGACAAGGAAAUGUUGCAGAUGGUACAUACCAUUUCUAAACAUUUACCUAUGUCGGAUUCUAGAAAGGCUAUUUUCCGUAGUGAAACAAAUUCAGAUCCGGUUCUGUCAAAAGAUUUUAUAUCUAAGUGUCGGACUUGUGAAAAAUUCAGUCCUGCUAAUGUGCAUGAGCCAUUAGUACCACAUGAUAUACCUAAGUAUAGAUAUUAUAAGGUAGGUAUGGAUAUCAUGGAAUAUGCAGGCCAGGCUUAUCUAGUAGUCAUUGAUUACCUAUCACACUGGAUAGAGCUAAAAACUACUAAGCUUCAACAUGAUAAGCAUUCUAAAAGUAAAGAAGUAGUGUAUAAACCUGGUGAUAAAAUUGUAUACAGAACUGAUAAAGAUAAAAAUUGGAAAAAAGGAUUUGUAGUUAAGAAAAGUAAAGAACCUAGAUCAUAUUGGAUUAGGACUGAUUGUAACUCAAAACCACUUAGAAGAAAUAGCCAUCACUUGAGAAAGACUUUUACUGAUUGUAAUUUAUUAAAAAGGGAUUUUUUGCCAUUUGAAUAUAAUGAGGAGCCUAAAGUGUUGCCACAAACCAAAGUGCUGCCUUAUAAAACUAGGAGUGGGCGUACAAUCAAACCCAUACAAAGGUUAGAUUUG